UGAACGCACCACUGCGGUAAAACAAAAAAAAACACUGACGUCAUCCGUUGAGAAAAAAAAAAACCCGAAGCAAGCCAAGACGGGCACCUCGCUGGACAGGCGAUGCACACCGUAACUCACCCGAACCGAGACGAACUGCGGCCGGGACGGACCGGACGGGCACACGGGACACGAAGUGACAGAUUCCCGGACGUUGACGCUGCAGGAUCUCUGGACAUGACCCUGGAGGAUGAACUGACAACGGCCGCAGCGACGGGAAACACGGCCGAGGUGACGACUCUCCUGCAGGAUGGGGCUUCUGUUAACGGGGCGAACCGCUUUGGACGAACCGCUUUACAGGUGAUGAUGAUGGGCAGCUCGCAGGUGGCUCAGGUUUUACUGAAGCACGGGGCGGACCCCAACGUGACGGACAGGAGCUCCGGGGCCACGCCGCUGCACGACGCCGCCCGGACGGGCUUUCUGGACACCGUGCGGCUGUUGGUUGAAUUCGGGGCCGACCCACGGGCCAGAGACUAUAGACAAUGUCAGCCGGUGGAUUUGGCCAGGGCGAAUAACGACGUCGAUGUGGUGAAUUUUCUGCAGUCUCUGUCGAAUGGUCAGUGACGAAAUGCUUUUCAUGUUCAGAGUGGGGACUCUGAGAGAAACGGGGCCCGAGGAGGCCUGCAGCCUAAAGGAUGCAACACUUUAUAUUUAUGAGUCAUAUUUUUAGCUGUCGUUUGGCGUCGUUAAUUUAUUCGUUAACGAAGGCAAGGUUGUCUCAAACAAUUGUGCAUCUUGCUUCAUCUUCCCCUGUAAAAAGCAAAUAAGACACUUUGCCUUUUUGCCAUUUCACUAAUGUUCAGUAAUUUGUAUUAUUUAAAAUACGGUCGAUUCUGGUUUUCUUCGUAAACCAUAUGAGAUUGCGCUGUUUUGAAUAUCUUUCCAUGUCAAAUAUUUAACGAAAGCCAUUCAAAUGUUUUGCUCAUUGAACAUUAGUAUCUAAUAGAUACAGUGUUCUGUAAACACUAUCGUUAUUGUGCAGAAAAAAAGUCGGACUUCCUGUUUGUACAAUUGAUAUUCAGAACUCGGUCGUUAUGCACUUUAAUUAAAUUAAAUAUUUAAUGUUUUAAUGUAUGCGCAGGAGAGACGCAUGCUUGACAUUGGAAAGUUCCAAGACAAAUCAAAUUUAAAAUGUUUUUAAAACAAGCGAAUAUUGUUUGAAUGCAGGUUAAAUGAAGAAGUUGUAACUAAACUAAUAAAGAAGUAGGUUGACACGCA
This is a messenger RNA of Pungitius pungitius (ninespine stickleback), 1257 nucleotides long. It is a transcript of the gene cdkn2, whose product is annotated as cyclin-dependent kinase inhibitor 2A/B (p15, inhibits CDK4). Gene Ontology annotation, molecular function: cyclin-dependent protein serine/threonine kinase inhibitor activity; protein kinase binding. Gene Ontology annotation, cellular component: nucleus; cytoplasm. The transcript has 3 exons. NCBI's taxonomy places the organism in Eukaryota, Metazoa, Chordata, Actinopteri, Perciformes, Gasterosteidae. Bases 103 to 603 code for a protein of 166 amino acids. Gene Ontology annotation, biological process: regulation of cyclin-dependent protein serine/threonine kinase activity; negative regulation of cell population proliferation; regulation of G1/S transition of mitotic cell cycle. The record is from RefSeq and is a predicted model, not a curated record.